AUAAAUUCAGACUGUUGCUGUGCGCUACUGCGUUUGCAAUCAAGCAUACAAAGGGAAAAACGAAGCGGCGAAGUUGACACAGCUUAGCUGCGAAUCGCAAAGUACCUUGUCCAAAUAAUUCGUUUCUUCUUGCUGUAUAAAAUGAAUGUGAUACAACCUGCUGCGCUGAGAGGACGGCCGAGAGGCGCUUAUACGAGAGGGAGAAUCGCCUCGAUACCAAAUGCGCAACGCGCUACAAAUAUUUUUCCGAAGUAUCAAUUCGAUUCUGGUUUCCUGAGACCACCGACGAGCACGGGAUCCGGGAUAAAUUCCAAUGCGAAUACAAGGACGCCAAUUCGCAGAGAGAAUUGCGUCUCCACGUCAUCCUACCUGCCCAGCACUUCUCGUCAUAGCGCGGGAUCAUGCAACCGAACGAGAUCGACACCACGCGGCACGUCCAGCAAUGCGGAAACUUUGAUAGUAAUCGCGUUGACAGCUGGCCGAGGAGACGCCAGUAGUGAAGUCGGUUUGGCAGCGAUAGAUCUCCAGUACCCAUACUUGAUUCUCUGUCAAAUCAGCGACUGCCAAACGUACGUCAAUACCUUGACGAAAAUUAAUAUGCUUGACCCGGUAGAGAUACUGAUGCCGGAAACGAUGUGCCAGCAGCGAGGUCGCGGGAAUAAGCUGUACAAAUCGAUCAAAGAGAAGUUCAAUGCGCUCAACAUUACGCCGAUCUCGCGAAUGCACUUCAACGAAUCGACUGGCAUGGAACGCGUGCGAACUCUCUGUGCCCAGGAAUAUUCCACGGUGGAAUUGAUAGUGAAACAAAAAUAUUACGCUUUAGCCGCCACUGCGGCGUUGCUCAAAUACGUGGAAUACGUCCAACACGUCGUUUACGCCCCGAGGUCGAUGCGAAUCGAAUUUCAGGGAUCACCGAAUACCACGAUGAUUGACAUAGAAAGCGCUCAGAGUCUGGAACUGAUCGUCUCGCAGUCCAAGUACUCUAUCGUCAGUCUGCUGGGCACUAUGGAUCGCUGCUUGACUCCCAUGGGCAGGAGGCUCCUACGCGCUUCCAUUCUCCAGCCUUCUUGCGAUGAACGUUUGAUCCUUGAUCGACAAGCUUGCGUGGCCGAAUUGAUAGCCAAUCGUUCGUUGUGCAUUAGCAUUCAGGUAGCUGCACGACUGGAACACUUAUGUCUAACGAGUAGUGCUCAACAAUUUCAUUGGACUUGCGAUAUUUUUGUUUCACAGCCGGCAGUGCAACGCCUUUUCGGCACGGACCGUUUGCUGACAUUAGCGACUAAACCACUGUACGUAAAUGACAUGCAAAAUGCAGAGCGAAAUUUGAACUACGUGUUGCUUUUGAAAAGCAGUUUGGACGCUAUUCCAGAAUUGGAGGCGAUUCUCGCAACCGGCACUCAACCGUUUUUCGUGAAAAUGCGAAAAAAUUUAGGAAAUUUAGAGUUCCGAGUUAUAAAAGAUAAAAUGUUAACGUUGAUAAACACGGACGCAAGAUUCGUGAAAGGCUGCGCUUCUUCGAGUCUGGAGCGAUGCUUCGCCAUACAACCUGGCCUCAACGAAUUAUUAGACGUCGCUCGGCAAAUUUAUUGCGAAUUAAUCAGUGACAUGAAAAAAAUAGUGGAGCAAUUGGCUGUGAAGCAUAGACUUCCAUUAACUUUAGAAUACAACACAAAUUUAGGCUAUCACAUCAAUUCAAUCAUACCGCGAGGUUCGAACAUUGCCAUGUCGGAAUUGCCAGCGGAAUUUAUUCAGGUAAGAAAAAACAGGAGGUCCUUCGCGAUGACCACGAUGGCGUUACUGACAUUGAACAAACAGUGCAAAAAAGCGUGCGAGGAAAUUUACGUGAUGAGUAACACAUUGCUCAAUAUGUUACUGGAGGACAUAAGACAACACGUCGGUUGUUUGUUUCAACUGAGUGCUGAUGUGGCGGAAUUGGAUUUAAUAUUAUCAUUGGCGCAGAUCAGUUCCAAUCCAGAAUACGUGAGACCGUCAUUCGGGACGAAGUUAGAAUUGAUCAAUUCGUUGCAUCCGAUUAUGGAAUUAUUUAACAGGGAUCUUCCAGUACCUAACGACGUGAAAGCUUCGUACGCAUAUAAUUUUCACCUGAUAACCGGACCAAACAUGAGCGGCAAAUCUACAUACUUGAAACAAAUUGUUCUACUUCAAAUCAUGGCGCAGAUCGGUUCGUACGUACCGGCUACGAAAGCGACAUUCCGCAUCGCAGAUCGCAUAUUUUGUAGAAUGAGUUCUCGCGACGACGCUGAACUCAAUGCGUCCACCUACGUUCUGGAGAUGAAGGAGGUGCAAUACAUCUUACAGUCCGUCACUCCGAACUCCCUCGUCGUUCUAGACGAGCUCUGCAGACACACCGCAGUCGAGGAGGGGUCGGCUAUCGCUUGGUCGAUAUACGAGAAAUUAUCACUGACAUCCGCGUACACAUUUGCCGCAACGCAUUUCUUGCACCUGACUGCACUAAGCAACAUGUAUCACAACAUAGAAACGCAUUACUUCGAGACAAAAAAUGCGGAGCCAGAGAACAAAACGAAAGAAUUACACCUGAUAUAUACUCAUAAAUUGAUGCCUGGAAUAGGAUCCACUGAUCAUUAUGGAAUUGCUUUAGCGGAAGUGUGCUCUCUACCGAAAUGCGUUACAACCAAGGCACGAGAGUAUGCAUCCAGGCAGUCCACGCAGAAUAAUCUCGGCUCUUUCACGAGUUCCCGAUCAUGGGAGAAAUCGUGUUACGAUGCGGUCGUUCAAUUGCGCGCGCUGUUGGACGAUAAUAAUUUCACUUUUGCGAAUGUAAUAAAUAUCAUGAAGCAACUGGAUCUAAGCAAACAACCCAAGCAACAACCUGCGAAACAUGCGCAGGGGCCCGCACAAUUCACAAGUGUCCCGCAAAAUUCACAAGCAUCACGCAAGAGACAGAAAUGCGAGGAUGAUAGAAACCUUGAUGCUGUACCAAAAAAUAAUUUAACGAUAGAAACAAACAACAAUGCAUCGUUAACUGAAUUACCAAACCAGACAAAUAAGAACGACACGGUGCCAGAAGAAAUGGAGUACGAACCAACGCAGAUCGUCGAUCGCGCGAUUGUAGUCGCGCAUCCAGCAGACCACGAUCUGAAAACAGAUUUGCGAUUAACAGAUAACGUGAUUAAAUCAUUUUCAUUGCCAAAUGCAAACGUAGCCGAUGAAGAAACAUCAAUUAUUUUUAACCCAUGCCCUUCUUUCCAAUUGACAAAACUUCCGCCGUUGGAAUCAUUCGAUUCGACCACAACAGAGAUAAAAUCGUUGGCUCAACAAUCGGGAAGCAUCACCGACGAUCCGCUAUUUUACGUUCGUACAUCCUUCACGGCAACCAGCCAGAAGACGGUAACAUUGUCGGAAACCGAUAAAGAGAAUCAAUCACAAGGCGAAGCAAGUUUAACAUUCGCUACAAAUUCAAUAGCGACUUCUUCGUUGAUAUCCCGCAUAUCUUCUCAGGGAUAUCACGAUUACUGCCUAUCCCAAAAAGACUUUGACAUUUCUCAGUCUCAAUCAAUUUCAAGUGAUUUAGCAAGGAUUACCGCGCGAGUCAAAGAAGCAGCGAUCUUCCGGCAGAUCGAGGGCAGCUCUUUCGAUGAGGAAGAGUUCCUUAAUAGUAUUCAACAAGUGCCGUUAAAUUUUACGCCUCCUAAUGAUGAAGACGUAGUAAUGACAUCUACAUAAUUUGUUUUAUGUAUUUUGUUUCAUUAAUAUCCCUGUUAAAUCAGUUUAUUUUUAUUAUUAUCAGUUAAUAUCUCUAUCAAUCAUUUGAAUAAGAUGUUAAUUUGUUUGAAUCUCACGAUGAUCAGAAUUCAAUAAAAAAAUGUUAAGAAAUGAUA
This is a messenger RNA of Ooceraea biroi (clonal raider ant), 3860 nucleotides long. Its product is annotated as mutS protein homolog 4. Lineage: Eukaryota; Metazoa; Arthropoda; Insecta; Hymenoptera; Formicidae. Gene Ontology annotation, molecular function: mismatched DNA binding; ATP-dependent DNA damage sensor activity; ATP binding. The record is from RefSeq and is a predicted model, not a curated record. Gene Ontology annotation, cellular component: nucleus. Gene Ontology annotation, biological process: reciprocal meiotic recombination; mismatch repair.